GUCGUCAUUUGCGACAUCGCAAGGCUGUGCAACCAACUAAUCUGGCUAGCAGAAACAAUAACGCUUGAUACAGUAUCACCCACACCUGUCUUGAAUAGUUUUUUCUGAAUCUCGCUUUCUUUUUCCCCUUUUACGCUCGUGGCCAUGCAGUCCGGAAUAUCAGCCUCCCAGGAGCUCAUUGAGGCGUUCAAGUCUCUCCAAACAGAGCCCUCUUCGCGAGGUUUGCUCGUGACCAUAAAGAACGAGGUUCUGGUGCCGUCCGAGACCAUCCCCAGCACGUCAUCCAGCUUCAGCGACGACCUCUCAAACCUCGCGUCGCACCUCACGCCCGUUCAGCCGCUGUACAUUCUCCUACGGCAGGAUGCGCCCAAGGACAAGACGUUCGUCGCGAUCACAUACGUUCCGAAUACGGCCCACGUGCGACAGAAGAUGCUUUUCGCCUCGACGCGUUUGACCCUCGCGCGCGAGCUCGGACUGGAGAAUUUCAGCGAGCAGAUCUUCGUGGAGAGUGCGGAUGAACUGACGGCGGAGGGCUGGAAGAAGCACGAGAGCCAUGUAGCGCUGGAGAAUCCGCUCACGGAGGAGGAGCAGAACUUGGUGGAGAUCAAGAAUGCGGAAGCGACUGAGGUCGGUGGCACGUCGCGACGGGGAGCGGGGUAUGGCAGCAGUGGCCUCAAAAUGCAGGCGGGUGAGGGCGUGGUGGCAGCAAUCAGCACUCUGCAGGAGCGCGGCCUGGUUAUGCUCAAGAUUGAUGAUAACGAGUCAAUCGUGCUUGCGGAGCCGCCAUCUAGUGGAGUCAGCACGUCGGACCUGGCAUCCCACAUCUCGGCGACUGAGCCCAGGUAUUCCAUAUACAAGCACUCGUAUAGCGGCGCCUCCGGUCAAGAGACCGCGGCGAUAUUUAUCUACACGUGCCCGACGGCGACGAAAGUCAAGCAGCGCAUGUUGUACGCUAGCUCAAGAAGAAGCGCCGAAGUACUAGCGGAACAAGAAGCCGGCUUGAAGCUUGACAAGAAGAUCGAAGCUUCAGACCCAAAUGACAUUACUGCUCAAUCGAUCGACGACGAGUUCGUGGUCAAGCAGGAGCAGAAGACUCAAUUUGCAAAGCCAAAGCGGCCAGGCAGAAGAUGAUAGCACAGGACACUAUGUUUUUUUGAAAGAACAAUGGAUAUACGUGGACCAUUAAAUAUAUAUUGGUUAUUAUGGAGAAAUGCCCAUCGAAAAACAAUCAUGAUAGAUGAGUCAAUGACUUAUGAAUAAGCAUUAUAUGUAUUCGGAAUCAAGCUCAUCAAAACAUCUUGCCUCAUACAAUGGACUUGCGAAACUUCAUAAGUCUCGUUUGUGGUGUAAAGCUUGGUAGCUCACUUAAUCUCUUCGCAGCCGAAGUCUUCAUUCUGAACCACAGACAUGAGAAACAUUGUUUGAACCGCAAUUUUACAUAUAACUUAUAG
Verruconis gallopava is the source of this 1451-nucleotide messenger RNA. RefSeq lists its product as uncharacterized. The transcript is spliced from 3 exons. Lineage: Eukaryota; Fungi; Ascomycota; Dothideomycetes; Venturiales; Sympoventuriaceae. Gene Ontology annotation, biological process: actin filament depolymerization; barbed-end actin filament capping. Gene Ontology annotation, cellular component: actin filament; cytoplasm. Gene Ontology annotation, molecular function: actin filament binding; actin monomer binding. Bases 145 to 1131 code for a protein of 328 amino acids. The record is from RefSeq and is a predicted model, not a curated record.